Molecule: messenger RNA, 728 nt
Organism: Trematosphaeria pertusa
Lineage: Eukaryota; Fungi; Ascomycota; Dothideomycetes; Pleosporales; Trematosphaeriaceae
Exons: 2
Coding region: 111-557 (148 amino acids)
Source: RefSeq, a predicted model, not a curated record
CAACUGUACAAGCCAUCAAAGUGACGAAACUAAGUCCUUAGUCCGACGGGACAAACCCUGCCAAGGUAAUUUUGGAAGUACGGACGUCGGGAAGACUUGAGCCACGUGAUAUGUCAUCCUUAGCACACGAGACAUGUUCCCUCAAUACUACAACCACCACCGACGUCCUCAUCCUGAUCUCAAAUAUUUUUGCAAGUCUCUUCGUACUCCCCACCCACCUUCGGAGUCCUCUCUUCGCUAUUCUUCUCUGGCAGCACUCGUUUAUCAAGGACCUGAGAUGGUUAGCUUUGCUUAGAAAGCGUAGAUCGCCUGGAGGAUGCAGGCGCCGCAAUGCUCUUUUCCGCCUGACCACCGCACACAAAACUCCUCAAAGACUAUCGCAACUGCAAGAAGACCUCGCCAGACUAUCAUGCAGGACUGGAGACGCAACGAAGAGUGCGCAGUACGCUUGGAAAGCGGGUGGGGAAGCUAUGCUAGUGGGGGCUGAUCGAGUCGGGUAUUCUGAACAGAAGCUGAAGGCUUGCGCUAAAGCGAAGCAUAUCUAUUCGCGGCGAUAACCAAAGUCGCGAUUGAGUCUACGUUUCAGCCGGUCCCGCAUAUCGAUUUUUGAAUCUGCAUCACAUACCGGAGGGGGCUUCGGUAAUGCAAGCCCAGCAGAUUUAGUUAUAUAAUAUCCCAGGCCAUGAAUCGGUACAUGUGCCACGGCCUGCCCCGCGAUCCUUUCGUUU